Misgurnus anguillicaudatus (oriental weatherfish) is the source of this 3796-nucleotide messenger RNA. The record is from RefSeq and is a predicted model, not a curated record. Lineage: Eukaryota; Metazoa; Chordata; Actinopteri; Cypriniformes; Cobitidae.
AGGCGGCAAUUUGGAGCUUUCGGACGCAUCCAGUGUGUUUCGAGUCUGAUGUCUUCAGCUACGUGUAAAUGCUUCGGUGUUCACUGAAAUAAUUAAUCCUUCUUCGAUUAUUUUAUUGGUUUGUCAACAGAAGACAGGAUUUUUAAUACGCUAACCGUUAGCAGUGAGAUGAAGUUAAAAAUCUGACCCGGACUCACUGUUGUCUCUGGAGCAGGGAUUCAUUGUCCGUACAGCGUCAUAAACAUCUCCUGACUCAUACAGUUGUGUACUUUGAGUUCUUACAUUUAUCUACUAACGUUAGAGGAGAGCAGGGGUACAAAUUAAGGCUCUGGGUGAUUCCCCUCCAUUUUCCAGCCCUUGACUACCACAGAAGCCACACUUGCAUUUGAAAGUGAAAGUGAUUGAGACCUUCAGUGAAGCUCCUCUUACAACAAUCCACCAAUAAAUGCUGGAGUCAAACACACAGAGAAAUCACUCCAUGUGUGACAACUGAAAUCUUCAUGACAUAAUGUUGAUGCUGGUGAAAGAGGAGCUUGAGAAGAUGACAGAUCCACAACCAUGCAGAAUAAAGGAUGAAGAUACUGAGGAACAAAUAGAUAUGAUGGAAGUGAAAGAGGAGAGUCAAGCUGAAGGGGAUGAGAAACAUCAGAUUGUAAAAAUAAACCAUAAUGUUUCACAGAAAGAAACUCUGAAGACAGAAGACAUAAAGUGUGAAAAUAGUUUCAGUGAAGAUGAACGACCUGCAGAUCACAAGAGGACUCACAGUGAGAAGAAACCUUUAACAUGUCAACAGUGUGGAAAGAGUUUCAGAAGAAAAGAUAACCUUAAAGCACACAUGAUGAUUCACACUGGAGAGAAACUUUACACGUGUCAACUAUGUGAAAAGAGUUUCACCUUUCAAACGAACCUUAACCGCCACAUGAAAACUCACAGUGGGGAAAAGCCACACGCAUGCCAUCACUGUGACAAGAGUUUCAUAGAUAAAAGUCAACUUAAGAAACACAUAAGAGUUCACACUGGAGAGAAACCUUUCACGUGUCAACAGUGUGGAAAGAGUUUCAGAGUUGAAUGUAGCCUUAAGAUACACGCAAGAAUUCACACUGGAGAAAAACCGUUCACUUGUCAUCAGUGUGGAAAGAGUUUUACAGCUGCAGGUGAACUUAAGAAACAUUUGAGAAUACACACUGGAGAGAAACCAUACGUGUGUCAACAUUGUGGAAAGAGAUUCAGGGCAAAAUCUAACCUUGAUGUACAUUUGAGCACUCACACUGAAGAGAAACCGUUCACAUGCCAUGAGUGUAAAAAGAGUUACAAAGCAAAAGCUACACUUAACAAACACAUGAGAAUCCACACUCGAUAGAAACCAUUCAUGUGUCAACAGUGUGGAUAUGGCAACAAAGUUUAGAAAUCAGCUGAGGUCUUAUUAAUAAAACUGUCUGGAGGAUCCUUACUAAAAGUCUACAUGCGCACAAAAGCCAAAAAUGGCGUACGGCAAAAAAGAUUCAGGCCGUUUCUCAAUCUGUGUUCUUGUAAAACGUCAUCAGUCGUGCCCCAAGUACUGUUCCAAUUCCAACUUCACAUCAAGUCAAGUUCAUUUAACAUCCCAAGAUGUGUUCUUGAUCCGUUCUUUUUCUUAAGGAUGCAUCAGAAGGUGACUUGUGUGGACUUAUGACAGCCAAGUUUCCCAGAAUGCAUUUCACGUCAACGGCAGUGGAGCUUAAAAUAAUAAUAAUAAUUUGUUACAUUUAUAUAGUGCUUUCCUCAGUACUCAAAGCGCUUUACAUAUGAAUGGGGGAAUCUCCUCAACUACCACCAAUGUGCAGCAUCCACCUGGAUGAUGCGACGGCAGCCAUAUUGCGCCAGAACGCCCACCACACACCAGCUUAUUAGUGGAAAGGAGACAGAGUGAUAUAGCCAAUUAGUAUGAGGGAUGAUUAGUAGGCCAAUGGGCAAGUUUGGCCAGGAUGCCGGGGCACACCCCUACUCUUUUUCGAAGGACAUCCUGGGAUUUUUAAUGACCACAGAGAGUCAGGACCUCAGUUUAACGUCUCAUCCGAAGGACGGUGCUUUUUUUGACAGUAUAGUGUCCCCGUCAUUAUACUGCGGUGUUAGGACCCACACAGACCACAGGUUUACACCCACAAGUAAAAGUGAUUGAGAUCUUCAGUGAAGCUCCUCCUACAACAAUCCACCAAUAAAUGCUGGAGUCAAACACACAGAGAAAUCACUCCAUGUGUGACAACUGAAAUCUUCAUGACAUAAUGUUGAUGCUGGUGAAAGAGGAGCUUGAGAAGAUGACAGAUCCACAACCAUGCAGAAUAAAGGAUGAAGAUACUGAGGAACAAAUAGAUAUGAUGAAAGUGAAAAAGGAGAGUCAAGCUGAAGUGGAUGAGAAACAUCAGAUUGUAAAAAUAAACCAUAAUGUUUCACAGAAAGAAACUCUGAAGACAGAAAUAAAGUGUGAAAAUAGUUUCAGUGAAGAUGAACGCCCUGCAGAUCACAAGAGGACUCGCAGUGAGGAGAAACCUUUCACAUGUCAACAGUGUGGAAAGAGUUUCAGAGAUAAAAGUAAACUUGAGACUCAUGUGAGAAGUCACAUUAAAGAAAAACCACACGCGUGCCAUGAGUGUGAAAGGAGUUUUAUAUCUGCAACUUACCUUAAGAUACACAUGAGGUCUCACACUGGAGAGAAACCUUAUGUAUGUCAACAGUGUGGAAAGAGUUUCAGAACAAAAUGGUACCUUAACGAACAUGUGAGAAUUCACACUGGAGAGAAACCACAUCUGUGUCAUCACUGUGGAAAGAGUUUUACAACUGCAAGUGAACUUAAGAAACAUUCAAGAGUUCACACCGGAGAGAAACCGCACAUGUGCCAUCACUGUGAAAAGAGUUUUACAACUAAAGGUAAUCUUAAGACACACAUGACACUUCACACUGGAGAAAAACUGUUCACAUGUCAUCUGUGUGGAAAGAGUUUUAGAACGAAACGUGACCUUAAUAGACAUGUGAGAAUUCACACUGGAGAGAACACAUUCAUUUGUCAUCACUGUGGAAAGGGUUUUACGAUGAAAUGUGACCUUAAUAGACACGUGAUAAUUCACACUGGAGAGAAACCAUACUUGUGUCAACACUGUGGAAAGAGUUUCAGAACAAAACCUAACCUUAACCUACACAUGAGGAUUCACACCGGACAGAAACCACACGUGUGCCAUCACUGUGAAAAGAGUUUUGCAACUAAAGGUAAUCUUAAGACACACAUGACACUUCACACUGGAGAAAAACCGUUCACAUGUCAUUUGUGUGGAAAGAGUUUUACAAUGAAAUAUGACCUUAAUAGACACGUGAGAAUUCACACUGGAGAGAAACCAUACGUGUGUCAACCCUGUGGAAAGAGUUUCAGGACAAAAUCUAACCUUGAUGUACAUUUGAGAACUCACACUGAAGAGAAACCCUUCACAUGCCAUGAGUGUAAAAAGAGUUACAAAACAAAAGCUACACUUAACAAACACAUGAGAAUCCACACUCGAUAGAAACCAUUCAUGUCUCAACAGUGUGGAUAUGGCAACAGAGUUUAUAAAGAUCUUGUUAAUAAAACUGUCUGGAGGAUCUUUACUAAAAGUCUACAUGCGCCCAAAAGCCCAAGAUGUCUGUACUUGUGUUCUUGUGGACUUGUGAAACGUCAUCAGUCGUGGCCCAAGAUUUGACAAAAAUGCUGCAUUUCUUUUACAGUGAUAUAUUAUGCAACAUAUUAUGGACAAAAAUGUGUGGGAUAUUUUUUGUAACAAUAUAAUAUUUU